CAUUUAUUGGUUAUAAAAACGUAAACACUAAAAUAUCUAUUUAGUUUGACUUUUAAAUCUGUGGAUUAAAGGUGUGUGUGAAGUCAAUAAAUCGACUUUGAAUUUCAAGAAUGUGUGGAAUUUUUGCGUACUUAAAUUAUCUCACUCCUAAGAAGAGGGAAGAAAUUUUAGAGUUAUUGGUAAACGGUUUGAAGCGAUUGGAAUACCGUGGAUAUGACUCCGCAGGUGUUGCUGUGGACUCGGCCGAGGCCAAGGAUAUCUCCAUUAUUAAGAAAUCAGGAAAGGUGGCAUUACUCGCCGAGGAAAUAAAAAAUAGAAGUGAUGAGUUAAACAUGGGCGUAACAGUGGACGUCCAUUGCGGCAUCGCCCAUACCCGUUGGGCCACUCACGGUGUUCCCAACGAAAUAAACAGCCAUCCGCAACGAUCAGAUCUUCAGAAUAGUUUUGUGGUUGUACAUAACGGUAUUAUAACUAAUUACAAAGAAGUGAAAGUAUUUCUGGAGAAAAAAGGACACCAUUUCGAAAGUGAUACCGAUACUGAAAUUAUCGCUAAAUUGAUUUAUCAUUUCCAUCAACAACAUCCAAAUUUUUCAUUCAGAGAAUUAGUCGAACAUGUCGUUCAGCAAUUGGAAGGAGCUUACGCUUUGUGCUUCAAGUCUAAAUAUUUCCCUGGCGAAUGUGUAGCAACUCGCAGAGGAUCACCACUAUUGGUUGGUAUUAAAACACGCACCCGUCUAGCUACCGAUCACGUACCUAUUCUAUACGGAAAGGAAGAUCCAUCGUCACCAAUUGUAAAAGAACACCGACCGCACGGUAGAGGCGAAUUUCCUACUUUACCAAGAACAGGUUCAACAUCAGAGUUUGAACCACUUGAGGACAAACAAGUUGAAUAUUUCUUUGCUUCAGACGCUUCAGCAAUCAUAGAGCAUACUAACAGAGUUAUCUAUUUUGAGGACGACGAUGUAGCUGCUGUUAAAAAUGGUUUACUCAGUAUCCAUAGAAUCAGAAGAGCUGGUGAUGAUCCACAAAAACGUGAAAUCACCACUCUUAAAAUGGAACUACAACAAAUUAUGAAAGGAAAUUAUGACUUCUUCAUGCAAAAGGAAAUAUUUGAGCAACCCGAAUCUGUUAUUAACACAAUGAGAGGUCGUCUUAACUUUGAAAAUGGAACUGUGACACUUGGAGGCAUAAAAGAUUACAUUCCGGAAAUAAAAAGAUGUCGAAGAUUGAUGUUAAUCGGUUGUGGUACCAGUUACCAUAGUGCUAUUGCUACAAGGCAACUGCUGGAAGAAUUAACAGAAUUACCAGUAAUGGUGGAGCUAGCCAGUGACUUUUUAGAUCGUACUACUCCUGUAUUCAGAGAUGACGUUUGCUUCUUUAUCUCCCAAUCCGGAGAAACGGCAGAUACACUUAUGGCUUUGAGAUAUUGUAAAUUACGAGGUGCCCUAAUUGUUGGUAUUACAAACACUGUAGGUAGUUCCAUUUGUAGAGAAUCGCAUUGUGGUGUUCACAUUAACGCUGGUCCAGAAAUUGGUGUUGCUUCUACUAAAGCAUAUACCAGUCAAUUCAUUUCUUUAGUUAUGUUUGCUUUGGUUAUGAGCGAAGAUAGAUUGUCCCUAAGACAAAGGAGACAAGAAAUAAUAGAUGGUUUGAAAAAUUUGCAAAAUCAGAUCCGUGAUGUACUCAAAUUGGACAAUAAAGUUAAAAGUCUUGCUGAAGAUUUGUAUAAAAAAAAAUCUUUACUUAUAAUGGGUCGUGGAUAUAAUUUUGCUACAUGCCUCGAAGGAGCAUUGAAAGUGAAAGAAUUGACAUACAUGCAUAGUGAAGGUAUUAUGGCCGGUGAACUUAAACAUGGACCUUUAGCGUUAGUGGAUGAAACCAUGCCCGUUAUGAUGAUUAUAAUGAGAGAUCCUGUGUACACAAAAUGCAUGAAUGCAUUACAACAGGUUACUGCAAGAGAAGGGAAACCAAUAUUAAUAUGCGAAGAAAACGAUAAAGAAACAAUAUCUUAUAGUCAAAAAUAUUUGGAAAUUCCAAGAACUGUUGAUUGUCUUCAAGGAAUUCUUACUGUCAUUCCAAUGCAACUACUUUCCUUCCAUAUAGCUGUUCUUAAAGGAUGCAACGUCGAUUGUCCACGUAAUUUGGCAAAGAGUGUUACAGUAGAAUAGUAUUAUUUUAUUCCUUCAUCUGUCUUCAAGGACUCUAAACAUUAUUAUUUUAUAAGUUUAAAGGGACCAGGAUGAAAUGUAAAAUAUUUGUUUUUUAAUUAUUUUUUGACGUCAAUCUUAAAACCUUUUUAGAUGUUGCCUUUGAAAAAUUUUUAUACAAUAAAAUGUGUUUAUAAUCAAGUUCCACUCAUUAUUUUAGUAAAAUUACGAAUUAGUGUUAUGUAAAUAGCUGUUCAGCUUCAAUUUCAAAUGCAAAUUGGAUUUAACCUGAAACAUGAUUUUUUGUAAUUUUAUUAUAUGAUAAAUUUUGCAAACUAGUAUAUUUCUCAGUAUUUCUAAUAAUAUAGUGAAAUACUUGAUUACUGUCCAUUCGUAUAGCGUGCGAAGUAAUUUCGCCGGAGUGAAAGUAAUAAAAAUAUAAACCAUAACUGUUCCUAUUAACACGUUCGCUACUAGUGCUACCGGCCCUAUUGUACUAUGUGAAUCACUGGUGCACAAACCGCGUAGUUUAUUCGUGAAACAAAUAUAUCACAUGUGAUAUUAUGCACUAAGAUGUUAAAUUUUAUUUCGAAAAUCCUGAUAUAUAGAAGUAGUAGAUGGCAGUGGUACAUAAAUCAAGUAUAAGUAUGUUAAAUGGGCAUUACCGGUGAUUUAUACUGGUCAAGUUAUAAGUGCUAAUUUGAAAUAAAAUGAAAUUUGCCGACU
Messenger RNA from Diorhabda sublineata, 2873 nucleotides. RefSeq names its product glutamine--fructose-6-phosphate aminotransferase [isomerizing] 2-like. The transcript is spliced from 13 exons. Gene Ontology annotation, biological process: UDP-N-acetylglucosamine metabolic process; fructose 6-phosphate metabolic process; protein N-linked glycosylation. NCBI's taxonomy places the organism in Eukaryota, Metazoa, Arthropoda, Insecta, Coleoptera, Chrysomelidae. The coding region runs from base 111 to 2168 and encodes 685 amino acids. The record is from RefSeq and is a predicted model, not a curated record. Gene Ontology annotation, molecular function: L-glutamine:D-fructose-6-phosphate transaminase (isomerizing) activity; carbohydrate derivative binding.